AUGUCAAGUAUUCAACCUCAAGUCAACAAUAUAAUUGCCGCACAUGCUGCUGGAAGAGGUCAAGCAAUUUGCCAAGCUGAUUUCAACUUAAUAAAUGCUUGGAGAUGGAAUCCAAACAUCACAACUGCUAUUGAUCAAUUCUUGACUGUUUCUGGAUGGAACGUAAUGAAAUCACUUGCGCAACCAUCAGAAGAAUUUGUUUGUUGA
Molecule: messenger RNA, 207 nt
Organism: Clunio marinus
Lineage: Eukaryota; Metazoa; Arthropoda; Insecta; Diptera; Chironomidae
Source: the annotation of a GenBank genome assembly